UCGCCACGUGAUAUUUCCUCAAAACUAUCAGACCAAUCAAAACAGCUCACAGCUCUAAAACGUCCACUCAGGUCACACAUGGGGCCUCUUUUACUACUGAACAGAUAAGAGAUCAGAACAUUAGAUCUCACCGUCUCUCUGUCUAAACAGCAGCAAUGAUCGGAUUACUUUUCACUCUCUGUCUCUUUGGAACUGUGAAAUCGUCUGACAUCGUUGAUCUUCAAGUACAAACAGUGAGGCGGGGAGACAACACAACAAUAAAAUGUCAUCAAAAUGAAACCAAGCAUGAUUUAUUAACUUGGUAUCAACAGAGUUUAGGAAAGCUGCCUCAGUACAUCGUGAGACCAAUUAAGACUGAAGAACAAAAAGUAAACCACACGUUUAGUAAGAAAUUUGAAAACAGCAGCUUCACUGUGGAUACAGAGACGUUUGAUCUCAGCAUUAAUGGAGUCAAAGAAGAAGAUGUAAGAAUAUAUUUCUGUGGAAAAGGAGAGAAAAAUAGUUCAGAGUUUCUAUCUGGAACCCUUUUGCUGUUUGCAGAUGAGAAGAAUCCACCUGACCCUGCUAUCAAGAAUUGUUCAGUAGAAGCAGUUGCUCUGAGCUGUUCAGGAGAUCGCAGUGUGUACUGGAUCAGACACGGAUCAGGAGAAUCUCAUCAUGAUCAUGAACCUAAAUCUACUGAAGGAGUUAAGAAGGUCUGGAUUGUUUUCUUGGUAACGUCUAAUGUGAUAUCUGUUAUUGUGAUCACGGUUCUGGGUGGACUCUUAUGUAAGAAACAACAAGAAGGUUCUGUCAGUGGUCACCAAGACAACUCAAACCAUGAGGUUGAGGAAACAGACGUUUUGAACUAUGCGACUGUGGAAUUUGCACAGAAACCCCCUUCCAGAGCCCCCAGAGUCGAGGAGAGUCAAGAUAUUUAUUCACAGGUUCAAGUACGAUAGUCAGUAUAAGUGAAGACAUUUUCUGUUUUAUUGCAUUUAAUCUUAUUUUACUUUGUGGUACUUUGUGUUUCUCAUUUCACUGGAUCUUCUGAACAGAAGCCAGUGCAGCAAAUCACACAACAAACAAGCUUGAAUUAGACAUGAUGGA
Pygocentrus nattereri (red-bellied piranha) is the source of this 1089-nucleotide messenger RNA. RefSeq lists its product as uncharacterized. Gene Ontology annotation, biological process: cell surface receptor signaling pathway. The coding region runs from base 156 to 941 and encodes 261 amino acids. The transcript has 6 exons. Lineage: Eukaryota; Metazoa; Chordata; Actinopteri; Characiformes; Serrasalmidae. The record is from RefSeq and is a predicted model, not a curated record. Gene Ontology annotation, cellular component: plasma membrane.